GUCUUUGGCCGUCCGCGGUCUCCCCUAAACACUGCACAUCUGUGCUCUCUGCAGCUCCAGCGACUCAUCGUUGCCCACGAGAUUGCGGCGCUGUUAAUUCUCGACGCGCCACGCUCUCAGCCGGCCCAGCAGACUCGCCGCCGGUUCAUACCGCCGCGGUAGACCUCGCGCCCCGCGCACGCCAGCCGCCGCGGCGCGCCUCUCCCAGCAGACUCGCCCGCGCACGCCAGCCGCCGCGUGCACCUAAGCGGCCAUGGCCGAGCUCGUGAGCGACGCGCCCGGGCGCGCCGAAGAAGAGCAAGGAGACCUUCGAGCCGCCGAUGAGCCUCGCGCAGUCCGUGUUCCGCCACGGGCGCAAUCCCACGCCCGCGUCGGAGAAGGAGAUCCUGGACCUCGUCACGCAACGCCAGAUGGCGCCCUAUUACGCGCGCGUCUGCGCCGCGUUCGGCAUUAGCAAGGACGAGAGCCUCUACGCGAAGAUGAAGGACGCGAACGCGGCAGAGAUCGCGGCCCUGGCGGCCAAGAAGGAGGACGCCGAGGCGAACCAGGGCGACAUGGAGGUCUUGGACGCGCUGUUCGACGCGGCGAAGUACCACGCGCGCAUCGGCGACAGGGACGGCGCCUACGCCGCGUGCGACGUCAUCGUCGAGCGGCCGAAGAUCUCGACCGGGAAACGCAUCGACGCCGUCAUGUUGAAAAUACGCGUGGCCCUCUUCUUUGACGACGUGGGCAACGCGAAGAAGCAGCUCGAGGACGCGCGGCGAUUGGCGGCCGACGGCGGCGACUGGGACCGCAACAACCGGCUGUCGGCCUACGAGUCCGCUUACUUAAUUGUGACGCGGGAUUUGAAGGGCGCCGCCAAGAAGUUAUUGGGCGGCGUGGCGACGUUCACCUGUGUGGAGCUCUGCACGUACCCGGAAUUCGUUUUUUACGCGGUCGUGACGAACGUGCUGGCGCUGCCGCGGCCGGACUUGAAAAAGAGGAUCAUCGACUCGCCGGAAGUCCUGCAGGUCAUCAAGCAGAUCCCCCACCUCUCGACGUUGGUCGAGUCGCUCUACAACUGCGAAUAUUCGGUAUAUUUUGCAUCAUUACUAGAGAUCGAGAAGGUGCUCUUAGAUGAUCGCUACUUCUCGCAGCACACUAGAUACGUCAUCCGCGAGUUGCGGGUGCUCGUCUACACGCAGUUCCUCGACGCGUACAAGACCGUUACAUUGUCCUCGAUGGCGGCCGCGUUCGGCGUCUCGGUCGAGUUCAUCGACGGCGAGCUGGCGCGGUUCAUCUCGUGCGGCCGCCUCAACGCCAAGGUCGACAAGGUCGACAACGUCGUCCACACGACGCGCGCGGACCUCAAGUCGAAGAAGUACCAGGAGAUCAUCAAGUCGGGCGACGUGCUGCUGAACCGCAUCCAGCAGCUGGCGCGUGUCGUGUCGAUCUAACUUAGAUUGUUUUCUUUAA
Pelagomonas calceolata is the source of this 1455-nucleotide messenger RNA. NCBI's taxonomy places the organism in Eukaryota, Pelagophyceae, Pelagomonadales, Pelagomonadaceae. The record is from the annotation of a GenBank genome assembly.